GCUACCCUGUUUUCGUGGAGGCGUAGUCCGACAUGCUGCACUCACGUAUAUAAGGACGGGCCCAUCGUCGCUGUAGGUCAUCAUUCCCCAACCCAUCUCACUGUACUUCGCAGUAGACGCGUAUUUGGCUAUGAAUCCCUUCCGCGUUAACGACAGAGUCUGGUACUGGGACGGCGCGUCACGCACCGUGUUCGGUACGGUCGUCGCCAUAGAGCGUCUUGCAGAUGGCACCCAGCUCUUGGUUAUCCAACGCGACUCCGGCGGCAGAGUCAGCUUGCCGGCCGACACCGUCACGAAAGUCAACUGGUCUUGAGUCGUUCGCCGACCGAGUCCUUCACUCCCAUUCAUUCACGACCCACUAUACCAUCAUCCUACACUGAUACCGAACUUUUAAUGUAUCGUUACCCUCCCGACC
Molecule: messenger RNA, 415 nt
Organism: Schizophyllum commune H4-8
Lineage: Eukaryota; Fungi; Basidiomycota; Agaricomycetes; Agaricales; Schizophyllaceae
Exons: 4
Coding region: 131-313 (60 amino acids)
Source: RefSeq, a predicted model, not a curated record